AACUUUCACAACAAUUGCAAUCGCGGCUUUUGCUGGUCCAUAUCUUCUCCUUUUCCCCGGACUCCCUCUCGUCCUGUCUGUUCUUUCUUGCGGUUCUUGUCUUCUUUUCCUUCCUUUUCUUUUCAUUUUCCGUGCGUGGUUUUUGGCGUCCCUUUGGUUCCUUAUCCUAGCUUGAAGCUCAAGCUCCUUUUCGAUUUCUCCAUUGCACCCCGUUCGUUUUCGUUGAAAUGUUUAGAAAAUCCCUUCAAGCCGUUGCAAGGCCGUCCCGCUCAUACGUUUGCCUUUUUUGUUUCUCUCGCACCUUUGAACGUUCAUUUAUCGCGUCGAGCGCUCGCCGUGAGCCCGCAGCCGAUGUUCAUCCACGCUCUGACCGGAAGGACGGCUUUAUUCUUGAUACUGCGCCUGUGAGCCAUGGAGCGACGAAGUCCGAUAAAACUAAGUCCUCCAUAAGUCGUCUGCGCCGGGGUGAUAAGACACAUACCUUUAAACCAAAAAAUGGUAAUCCGACCGGUAGAAGCCUUGAAGAACCAUCGCACAAUGAAACAAGUUCCGGGGUAACAACAGCCCUCAAGAAGAGAAAGAAGAGAAAAAAGGUGGAAAAAUCCUCGGCUACAUACCCUCCAGUGCGUUCUGUGCUUUCGGGAAGGGCCAGCCGGAAGUUAACCGGACAAGAAAAAGAGGAAGAAUAUAGGCAGUCAAAGGACCAUGAACGUGUUCCAGCGGAUGACCUGUUGCGUUGCCAUUCUGGGAUUUUAGAGCCUUCAGAAGAGAGUAUAAAAGCUCUGAAUGUCGAAUCUACGGCUGUGCCCACUCUUGCGUAUAAUUUAGAUCGGGUGCUCUUCAACCCAGGUGUUUAUCAUCUAAGAGACCCAAGGUCUCGUGUGUAUAAUUUUGACCCUUACCUGAGCACUAUCAUGCCGGUAUCCGAAUUCGAUUUUGAGGCGCUGGGUUCUUACAUCACAAGUUCACGGGACGUUUUUCUUCGCGAAAUGGCACAAAAGCAUGGCAAAAAAUAUAUUGGGUCGUCCUCCAGUAUGACGGGAGUGCUUUCGCACUUCCAUUUUCUUCUUUCUGCUUGGCGACCCCUUAAACUGGACACUCUAUCUCAGCAAUUCUCCGACACAAUUCGCAGUUUCACCCGCCUGACAAGAGCUCCGGCUGCCGUGUUCUUGCGGUAUAAGGGGGAUGGGAUUUAUGCUAUCGACGCCGAUAAGGAAUUUGAUUCUGCCAAUAUUCUGAUGAAUCUAGGUAGAUCGAUGGAAAAGCUGCUUACGAUGCCUACGGACGAGUAUGAACGUUAUCGGCGGACGAACGGUGAGAGGACCCCUCUGGGCGAGGCGGAGCCAGAAACAUACCAUUAUUCAACUUGUGGUGAUUUCUUGAUGAGAGCACAGCUGGAUGCUUAUGAUCCCCGCCUCCCAGGAACCGGCAUGUUUGAUCUGAAAACUCGCGCCGUGGUCUCCAUUCGUAUGGAUGCCAAAAACCCGGAUAAAGGGAUUGGCUAUGAGAUCAAGGAUCGGUUCGGGGAUUAUGAGUCUUUCGAACGAGAAUAUUUUGAUAUGGCUCGCUCAGCCUUCUUGAAGUACUCGCUCCAGGUCCGAGUGGGUCGAAUGGAUGGGAUUUUUGUUGCGUUCCAUAAUACCCAGCGCAUCUUUGGGUUCCAGUAUCUGGCCUUGCCAGAAAUGGACAGGGCCCUUCACGGCCAAGAAGACGUAGCUUUGGGAGAUGCCGAAUUCGUGCACAGCAUAGCGCUCUGGAACAAGGUUCUGAAUGCGGCUACUGCCCAAUUCCCGGAACAAUCACUACGGUUCCAUUUCGAGACUAGGGACGGCGUGGUCCCGUUUAUGUACAUUUUUGCCGAACCCGUGACGGAGGAGGAGAUUGACGAGAUACAAACUCGCAACCAGGAGGAGAUCGAGAAAAUCCAACACAAGCUUCUCUAUCCUGAGCUAUACGACAAGUCCGAGGGGGCCAGCGACUCGGUCGACGAAGAAGCUAAGCCAGCAGAGGAAGUCAAAGAGGCCGAUGGUUCUGAAACCACCAGUCAAGUCUCUGACAAGCCUGUGAUGGGAAUGAUUCUGCGCAUCUGCAACAACGUGAACGGGCGAAUUGUUCCGCGACCUGAGCGGUUCGUGGCGCAGCACAAGUGGACGGUCGACUACAAUUUCGAUAUUAUGUCUGAGACUCGCGGGAAAGCGCUUCUCGCGGCGUGUAAACGGCGUCGAGAAAAAUGCCUCUCAGACGCUGCUAAUUCGCAAGACGGAGGCUAUGGCCACCGCCUGUGGGAAAUCAGCAGCAAGGGCCGCAAGUGGCGUAAAGCCCAAGAUGCGCUAGAUAAGAAGCAUGGUAUUGUCACUCUGAACGAUUGAUAGAAGUUCACUAAGUGGAGUUAACGGCGCAGUGGUAUGGUUGAGUUGUUUGCUAGCAUGAGAGAAUAAUGUGUCGGUCUUGGGUUCAUGGUUUCCCGGCUGCUUCUAUAUUGGUAGUUUCUCUGAGAGGACUUUUUUUCUUUUCGACGCCACAAAAAAAAAGGGGGGUGGAAUGAGGCAUCUGUAUAAUAAUAAGGCUUAUUAGACGGCAAAUACAUAUAAUCGCGACUGCAUAGUGA
Coccidioides posadasii C735 delta SOWgp is the source of this 2608-nucleotide messenger RNA. RefSeq lists its product as uncharacterized. NCBI's taxonomy places the organism in Eukaryota, Fungi, Ascomycota, Eurotiomycetes, Onygenales, Onygenaceae. Gene Ontology annotation, biological process: mitochondrial RNA 5'-end processing. The record is from RefSeq and is a predicted model, not a curated record. Gene Ontology annotation, cellular component: mitochondrial envelope; mitochondrion.